Neurospora hispaniola is the source of this 750-nucleotide messenger RNA. RefSeq lists its product as uncharacterized. The record is from RefSeq and is a predicted model, not a curated record. The transcript has a single exon. NCBI's taxonomy places the organism in Eukaryota, Fungi, Ascomycota, Sordariomycetes, Sordariales, Sordariaceae. Bases 182 to 427 code for a protein of 81 amino acids.
GUGACAUGUUCUCCUUUGUAUCAUUCUCAACCGUCGAUAUAAGUUCAAAGUGGUUGGUACAUCUGCACUAACAUGUGUAGCGCGGAUUUCAGGCGAAUAUUGUUAGCACGUGAGUACAUGGGCGCAGACAUCCACCCAUUCCAGCCCUAUAACCCCAGUCCGAUCCCGAUCCCGAUUCGCCAUGCUCGAUCAGCCUCGUACCGACAUUGCAGUGCUCAUCCCGAUAGAGCUCCGUUUCAGUAGUCCCCAUCCAGCCCGCGUCCUGCGGGACUGCCCAGGGGUAAAGUUCUCAAAUGAGGUCAAGGGUGCGGUAUGUAACUGGGGGCCUGCUGGGCUAGGGAAGGGAAGAACGAAGGAAGGCACAUGGAAAGGGAAAUCAAGCGAGCGGACCGCUAGGAUGAUAUAUGUAUGGUUGGCACUUCUCUAGAGUUUAGGAUCCGUCCAGGGUAAGGUAAGGGUUAUGUAGUACGUUAGAAGCCCGGACUGAAAACUUUGGGAUGUCAGGGGUCAGAUACUAAAUCCACGGAUUCAGUUCGUCGAUGGAACUCCAACUUUAGAGAAUGGAGACUUCAAGGGUAGUUGAUAGACAACCUAUGAUUUCAAUGCUUGAGCAGAAAUUGAGGAAUGAAAAGAAGGAUAAGUAAUGGAGUUCACAAACCUGAAGAGCAGCGUAUCUCGUGCCAUCGUGGGAGCCGCCAAUCUCCGGUUUACUCUAGGACCCAGUGAGUGAUUGACAUAUCAUCAUCGACG